This is a messenger RNA of Coccomyxa subellipsoidea C-169, 288 nucleotides long. RefSeq lists its product as hypothetical. The coding region runs from base 1 to 288 and encodes 95 amino acids. The transcript has 3 exons. The record is from RefSeq and is a predicted model, not a curated record. NCBI's taxonomy places the organism in Eukaryota, Viridiplantae, Chlorophyta, Trebouxiophyceae, Coccomyxaceae.
AUGGGUUGGCACACGGUCGUCGAGGACCUGAAGAAGUUUUGGGUCUUCGAACACCCGGUCGGCAGCAAUCAAUUCAAGGUGCUGCAAGAGUGUUCGUUGGAGCUGCAGAAAGGACUUUCCGAGGUCGAGCACAAGGAGAAUCUGAUGCUCGACAAGUCCGACAAGAAGCAGGUGGAACAGCAGCAGCGGGAGGCUGUUCUGAGGCGGAUUGAAGAAGACAAUCAAGACAGGCAGCGGGCCCAGGCCCGCAAGCGGCAAGCUGAGAGCGCUGCGCCAACAUCAAGCUGA